AAGCCUUUUCCGUUCAACUGGGCCGAGAGUCUCAUAAUUUGUCAUUCUCCUCCAAAUCGGUAAAAACUACAAAAUAAAAAACCAAGAAAUUGUAGGGAAGAGAGACGGCGGAGAGUUUACAGAGAUUGAAUGUCGAUACUGUUUGAGAAGAGCGCGACGUGGAGGUGGCUGGUGAGGAGGACGAAGGAGUCCAAGCCCUUCUUCCUUGCCUUCGCCACUAUAUGCGGCGUCGUUCCGGGGGUGAUCGGGUACGGCGUGAUGCAGGUCACCAACACACGCAACCCCGAGCUCGAAGCCCGUCUCCGCCAGAACGCCCGCCCCGAAACCCUCAUGAUGGGGAAAGUAAAUCAAGAUAGACUGGCAGAAUUCCUUGGGGAGCUGCAGCGUAAAGAGGAUACAAAUGACCGUUAUGUUGCUGCUCUGAGAGGAGAAACAUUGACUAGGAAACCUUAUGUGCGAAUACAACCAAUCCCAAAAAAAAGCAACACUGGGGAUGACAAGGAGCAGAAGAAUAAGGACCAAAAGUAGAUGAGGAGGCAGCCAUUGACCUUUGAUUAUUCACAGAAUCAUUAAAUGCCACAAAUUUGUGGGGAUUGCACAACUGAUUUACAUAUAGUAUCUCAUUAUACCUAUAGAGUUUUGUGCCACUAGGUUUACUGUUUUUGAGACUGUUACAGACCUCUCUGUUGCAGUAUUAGUUUAUUUCUUUCUUUUUCUUUUUCUUUUUUAAAUUAGUUUGUUUCUUUUUCAUUUUGGAUAUUAUAUUAGUAAUGGAGUGAUUUGAUUUUACUCAUCAGA
This is a messenger RNA of Alnus glutinosa, 798 nucleotides long. RefSeq lists its product as uncharacterized. The record is from RefSeq and is a predicted model, not a curated record. Bases 130 to 528 code for a protein of 132 amino acids. NCBI's taxonomy places the organism in Eukaryota, Viridiplantae, Streptophyta, Magnoliopsida, Fagales, Betulaceae. The transcript is spliced from 3 exons.